This is a messenger RNA of Ochotona curzoniae (black-lipped pika), 1146 nucleotides long. It is a transcript of the gene ATRAID, whose product is annotated as all-trans retinoic acid induced differentiation factor. Lineage: Eukaryota; Metazoa; Chordata; Mammalia; Lagomorpha; Ochotonidae. The coding region runs from base 434 to 949 and encodes 171 amino acids. The transcript is spliced from 7 exons. Gene Ontology annotation, cellular component: intracellular membrane-bounded organelle. The record is from RefSeq and is a predicted model, not a curated record. Gene Ontology annotation, biological process: positive regulation of osteoblast differentiation.
UCUGGCUGAAGAAGGGUUGCUGGCCUGUCGGUGUAUGGCGCUCGGCCGCCCGUUGCGUCCCUUCCCCCAGGCUGGCCCCUAGCUCUGUUUUCGCCCCUUCAGGUGCAGCCCCGCGGGUGCUACCCGGGGACGCCUGCCUCAGGUGCCCCCGCCCCGACUAUGUCCAGAAGUCUUUGAAGUGAAAUCUCUGUUUAAUCUUUGGAUCACUUAAAAUUGUUCUUAGACAAGUUCUAUACGUUCUGUGACGUUUGACAGGUGUCUGUGUACCUGCCGUCCCUUAGCACCCGACCAGAUGGGACUGUCAGAAUAAGACUCCGGAGGGGGCGUGACGAAUAAAUCAGAAUAGUGAUCCUUGAAGAUAUGCAGCCGAUGUCCGGGAAGUGUGCACAACUUCUCCGCCGUGGCAACCUAUUGUGAGCAGAUCCCAGGGCUAAUGCUGCAUGCCCGCUGCUGCCUGAACCAGGAGGGCACCAUCUUGGGGCUGGAUCUGCAGAAUUGCUCUCUGAGAGACCCUGAUCCAAACAUUACUCAGGCACACACUGCUGUCAUCAUAGAGCUGCAAGCAAACCCUCUGCAGGCCGACCUGACCAACACAUUCCGGGGCUUCACACAGCUCCAGACUCUGGUACUUCCACAAGAUGUCAACUGUCCUGGGGGAAUCAGUGCCUGGAAUACUGUCAGCUCUUACACAGACAACCAGACCUGCCAAGGACAGAAGAACCUGUGUAAUAACACCCAAGCACCAGAUACGUGUCCUGAGAAUGGAUUUUGUGUACCUGAUGGACCAGGUUUCUCACAAUGUGUAUGUGCUGAUGGCUUCCACGGAUACAAGUGUAUGCGCCAGGGCCAGUUCCCGCUGCUUAUGUUCUUCGGGAUCCUGGGAUCCACCACCCUGGCCCUCUCUGUUUUGCUUUGGGGGACCCAGCGCCGAAAAGCCAAGAUUUCCUGAUGCGCAAAGGUCUUCCCUGCUGACUUUAGCCCAGGCAUCUAUGGCCAGCGUAUGCUCCUGGAGACUGAAGCCGCUGCUGGAAGGAAGAUGGGGGGAAUGCACCUGUGGACGCUCCUGGUCAAGAAGGGACCAGUACCCCCUUCCCAUGUGGGCGGCUAACUGUAGUAAUUACAAUAAACAUUCCGUUUCUCUUUUUA